Messenger RNA from Tigriopus californicus, 720 nucleotides. RefSeq lists its product as uncharacterized. Lineage: Eukaryota; Metazoa; Arthropoda; Copepoda; Harpacticoida; Harpacticidae. The transcript has 2 exons. The record is from RefSeq and is a predicted model, not a curated record. Bases 63 to 698 code for a protein of 211 amino acids.
AUUUAAACAGAGGUUAGAAACUUUAACUUCUGCAUUAUUUCGCUUUCGUUGACUUUUCGAAAAUGCACUCUGUUACACUGUUAUCACUUGCUCUCCUUGUGAUGAGCCUUUGUUUUUGGGUUACACCCUCUUCUGGCGUUACAAGUGGUUACUGUGAACGUGAGAAGGCUCAAUGUCCUGCUGAUAUCAAUAAAAGGGCAGGCGAUUGUGCGGUAUUUCCCGCACCCUACAAAAUUCAGAAGAGGCAAUGCAUGCUUUUCUGUCGUUUCCGUAUGGCCUUCUAUUUUACCAUCGAUCCGUGGAGGUGCUAUUGUUUCCACACUUGCCAUAACAUGCACAAUGUUGAUGCCAAGUACAAAUUCAUCACGGGGAAUACUGAGUUUCAGUUUGACCCCAACAACAUUGGCGUGGAAGGUUAUCUAGUCAAGAAAAACAUGACCUGUCCCCUACAGGGCAACCGACGUGUCCUAAGAACAUUGAUGAACUCCAAGAGUCAGCAUUGGGGUGACAAGGCUUACAAUUGCAAGAAUAUGUGCCACCUUUUUCCGCCAUCGACGUACUACGAGUUAACGGACACAUUCUGCUCGUGCUUUGCAACAUGUACGGGAAUCAAACCCAGCGAUUCUUAUCCGAGCGAGGUGGCACUCAUGUUUAAGGGUCGGGACCCAUCAUUGAUAUCUGUUGAUCGAAUAUAUUAAAUUGUCACAUUUCUUCAGCAUA